CGAUUCAAACACACAUUUACAGUACACACACGUUUACAAGCACACAGCACGCCCUCCACGACUGGCAGUGUCACGUGUGUGGGUCCAGGAGGUUUUUAUUGCAAUAGGGAGAACAAUGGUUGCAGGUCUCCAGGAUAUAGGCUUCCAUGGACCAAGCGUAAACAGUGACAGGAGCCUGGCUACCACCCACUCUGGCUGCACUCCUUCACCCGCUCACUGGGAUGGAGAGACGCACGAGGAGGGCGGCCAGGCAGCCGGAGAGAAACUGUUUGCAAAAUGUAGAGAAGGAGAAACAGGAGCCGGAGGAGGAGGUGCAGGGGACUAGUUUGUUUCACCAGUGUAUGACUCUCAGGAGGCUGACCCAUUCAGAAGAAGAUAUGAAGUUCCUGUUACACCGGCUGAUCGUCAUCGCCGCCCUCCCGCAGAGCCUCGCUGACAGGCAGAAGCUGGGAGCCCACUACGAGGAGCUGAACCUGCGACUGCAGAGGCAGUACCAUGUGGAAGGCAUCAGCGGCCUUCUGUUGAUGUAUCCCUCUUGCCUGCUCCACGUCAUCGAGUCUUCCUCUGAGGUGUUGGUGUCUCUCUUGCAGAACCUUAAGGACCUACAAGAAGAGGGCCGUCAGGUGGAAACUGCAAAGGUAGUUCUCAUGUCACAUGACCUGCCGAAUAGACUCUUCCAUCAGUGGAGCUACAAGGUGCUGACGAUGCAGACCCGGACCCUGGGAGAGGAGGCUGAAGGAGAGAGCACAGACGCCCUGGUUGACACAGUCCGCUCCAUGAUUCUGAAGCUAGGCACCCACCUCGAAAUAGCCAGCGAGGCUCUCCCGGGCUCGGUCCUGGAGGAGGCUCCAGAGCUGGUGGUCCCUCAGGAGGUCUUGAUCCGCCUGCUGGCCUCUCCAGAGCUGCUGAGCCCCCAGCAGUACCUGCAGACCUACCACUCUCCUCUCAACAUCUGCAUGGACUCUGGUCACGUUUUUGGAAGCAGCUGUGCAACCACCGUGUAACAUGUUUGGUCUUUAAAGGUAUGAAUCCUCAUGCAUGUUACUUGUACCUCCUAAAACAAAUCAGAUGUUAUCUCGCAGACGUAACAUCAUUUUCUCCUCUGUGUCGUUAUUGAAUUUGUUAUUUACGAUCAAUCCAGGGUGACACUGAGACAAAUGUGGGUUGUGUACUUUCUACAGAUGUAUUAUUGGGCCUGAAGAGUUGCACCUGGUAUGCAAUGUGAGUUUGCUGUGGUAGUACCAAUAGAGGGCGAUAGCUUCUAGGUGGCCUUUUAUACUGUCUGUUCCAAAGUGGAUUUGCUGUUAUCUUGUCAGUGUUUAUAUUUUAGUAUAUAGUAGUACACUUGUGAUUUACGAGACGCUUUUACCCAAACUGACUAACAGUGAAUAUAUAGGUACGUUUUAUUUCAUGCAGUCACUCAGUGUGAUAUGCUCUGCCGCCUUGUUUAAAUGUCGUCCCUCACGCCCAAUGAAUGCGUCUACAAGCAACUCAGACCAAACCACAGACGAUGUAUAUAGAAAAAACAUUUUAAUAGGUUGAACAUUCUAAUGAGGCUUCUUUUUUUGAUCGUACAGUACACUGUGUUCCACGUAUAAUUUGUCAUAUUCAAGCAAACCAUCUCUACUCGUCAAAACGAGUCCAGAGUUUGACACAAAGGGCUAAAAUGUUCCUUCAAUCCGUAGUUUAUUUCCUUUUUCUUAUUUUGGCCCCAGUGAGAUGGUAGAAAAUAAACAGUAAGAAAAGAACCUGUGAUGAUAGAACCAGGAGACAGUCCAGCAAACAAAUUCACGACGCCGUUUACAGAAAACAUGAUCUUUAGUUCGUGUUUGUUUGUUGCUUAUCAACCGAAGUACUCGUAAUGGCCUGCAGCUCGGGAAGGAAUACGAUUUUCAUUAGAUAGCAACGUACAGCAUUUACAGAACUUUCUGGUGUUCGGUGAAAAUGUAAACUGAUCGUACAUACGAAGAUACUAGUCGAGCUUUGCUCAGCAUUCUGCAAAUUCUCACAGACGGGGAGUAAAAGAUGGCGUUUCCCAUGGAAACUGCAGUGUGCAUGGAUCAGCUCAGCGGAGCACAGAAUUAUGGGCUGAAUUUUGCACGGGUUUUUGUUUGUCUCGUUUAAAAUAAAUACAAGCACACGUACAUACUGGGCACAAGAAUGAGACAUGUUUGAUAGGCAUGGUCAAAAGGCAUGCUGCUGUUUUGUACAAAGAGGACAAUGUCUAACCCAAACGUUUCCCAGAUUGUGCCACAACACAGUUUUAUCAAAUAUCCCUCCCCACAUUUGAAACGUAAAAACUACACUGACAAAACACAACAUCCCCAUGACAACCACUUAUGGGGUGAACUUUUAUUUUUUACCCAUGUCCACAGUACAUUCCACCUAUUCAAUAAAUAGCCUUUGAUUUAUUUUUUGUUUUCAUCUUUAAAAGGGCAUGCUUUAAAAAAAUUACAAUACAGGAAAAUGUUUCUGGAUCUGGUGAAUGCCGAUCUCUGUUUAACAGAAUGACUGCUCGUAAAGUUGGGUCAAGUGAGUAUUUACAGGCCUAAAUAGUAAUCCUCUUUUGUACUGGAUAACAAACAGCACAAUACAGUUUUUCAAAAGAGACCCAGGCUUUUAACAAUGACUCAUUUCCAUCAUUGAAGGCUCCAAACUUCAACGUCUGGAAACAGUCACUGUUUUGAAGGACUAUUUCACCAGGGAAUUGUUUUACCUAUAUUCAUAAAAGAAAAUGUCUGCAAAUAAAAUUGUAUAAAAUAUAUUUAGUCAAAUCCCUUCAAAUAUUUGGGUGGACAACGUAAUUGCUGUCAGUUGUGAAUGAAUACAAAUAAAAGAUUCUGCAAUUUGAAAUUUGUUCUAAACUGGUUGAUGAUUUUGCUCUACGCUGAAUAAUACUUUUUUUUCUAUUGUGAGUCGGUGAAGUAGAUCUUAAUCUUGCUAUCUAUAUCAGUGCCAUACCCUAUUAUAAUUGCUUCUGAUAAAUGUACAGUAUUGUAGAAUGUUUAUCUGAAAGCUUGUGCUGAGACCAAAAAAAGCUAAAUGUGUCAAAUUCAGGUUUCCAUAGUAUAUACUAUACAUGUAUAUAUAUAUAUAUAUAUAUCCCUCUCCUCUAAGUAUUUACAUUUAUGUACAGAGGAAAUCGUAUGAACAAGAGUCCUGUGAAUCAUGUCCAAGACAGAACCAUACAUCAGCCCUGCAGCUUUGAGGCAACAAGAAGGGCUUCGAAACGGUCUACGCGGUCAGCGCACACACCAGAAACACGUUAACGUGCCGUCCAUCUGGAUCAGACAGGUCCGACGUAAGGCAGACAACCACCACACACAGCGGCUGCUGCAGGAAAACAUGGUUACCUCUAUGAACGAUCUUCAUAUUUUGACUUUAAAUUAAGGUUUCAGUGCACGUUACAUCCACUGAGAAUUUCACAGAAGCAUACGUUUUCGAAAUCAUGGCCAGUUCUCUGAAUCCUCUUUCAUGUUAACCUUUCAGGGAGUAUAAAGGUUGCGAUGUCACCGCGGUGACAUUCCCCGUCUCUGUAUCUGCGAACGUCAGUUAGUUGAUUUGGUCUUGCUUGGUGGUUAAUCAACGACAACGACCAAGUAUAAACUAUUCAAAAUAUAUCUGUAUAAAUACUCUCUGCAAAAUAAACACUUGUACACUUUCCUGAUCAAACGUUGUUCCCUAGAGUUUCCUAUUAACCGUCAACAGGAGAAGGAUUUCCACACUGCAUUGCCCUAGCAGAGUUGCCCCCCCAUCUUCCGUCUGUAAGCUGUACCAUGGGCCAGAGGGGCCCCUCCAGAGAACGGGGGCCGCUUCUUUAGACAAGCAUCGAAACUAAAGACAGGAGAGACGCCUCUGUCUGGCCGCUUCCAGGUCCAGUCAAGCCUCUGUAAAUUCAUGUCUCUUAUUAGUGACUGUGUUUUAUGUACUUCAUGCAGACAUGGUUCCAGUGUGACUUCCAAACGAGGCACCGAAUAUUUGGAUUCUUCUGCAGAUCAAAGCCCGGUUCUCCGCUUCCCGUAUACAGUUCAAUACAUUCUGUGUAUGUGAAGGGGUGGUUCAUCGCUAUGGCUCUACUGUAG
Molecule: messenger RNA, 4082 nt
Organism: Gadus macrocephalus (Pacific cod)
Lineage: Eukaryota; Metazoa; Chordata; Actinopteri; Gadiformes; Gadidae
Product: testis-expressed protein 47
Exons: 8
Coding region: 222-1004 (260 amino acids)
Source: RefSeq, a predicted model, not a curated record